AUGUGGGGCUCGGUGUCCGCUGCACGGGGGUCCCGGUGGGGCGGGGGGGACACGGCCGGGCGGUACCGGAGGGGGAGCUUCGGGACGGGGCUGCGGGAGAACCGCACCGGGCACUGGGAACGGGGCUGGAACUCCCCGCGGGUCUGGGCCCUUGGCCGCUGCACCGGGAGGGGAGCGGGGGAGUCACCGGUAGCCGGUAACGGAGGAGGAGGAGGGGGGGGUCAGGCCAUGGAACCGGGAUGCGCAGGGGGAAGCGGGGGGAGAGCACGGCGUCUCACCGAGGUCAGCAAAGGGGAGCGGAGUGCCCCCGCCGCCGCCGGGCCCAAACCGCCUCAACCGACCCUCCCAGCCCCUCGCUGCCUUCCCCCGGGGCCGUUAACGGCCCCUUACCGCCCGGGCCUCCCCCUUUCCUCCGCCGCGACCCCGCACCUGGCAGGCGGCGGCGCGGGCCCGGCUCAGGCGGCGUGGGGCGGGGGGCGGCUCGGCAUGGCGCGGCCCCUCCGCCGCACCGGGCCGGGCCCCUCCGCUCCGAUCCGGUAA
Messenger RNA from Melospiza melodia melodia, 540 nucleotides. RefSeq names its product actin nucleation-promoting factor WAS-like. The record is from RefSeq and is a predicted model, not a curated record. NCBI's taxonomy places the organism in Eukaryota, Metazoa, Chordata, Aves, Passeriformes, Passerellidae. The transcript has a single exon. Bases 1 to 540 code for a protein of 179 amino acids.